Molecule: messenger RNA, 1569 nt
Organism: Stylophora pistillata
Lineage: Eukaryota; Metazoa; Cnidaria; Anthozoa; Scleractinia; Pocilloporidae
Source: RefSeq, a predicted model, not a curated record
UUGAAAGGAGCGGUUGAUUUACAUAGGGCAACGAGUGAUAAAGACUUGGAUUGAGGCAAGAUUACGAGCGGAACUGCUUUCAGAAUGGAAUACAGAAAUUUGAAAGUCAUAAUUUUCAGGAUACGUUGAGCAAAUGUAAGAUUACGCGUUGAAGGACAAGAGAUCAUCGUGAGAUGGAUCUCGGGCAAUCUUCAAGAAAGGAAAUAGAGAAAAGAAGGGAAGAAGAGAGAUUGAUCAAAGUAAGAAAUGAACUUGUGAAUUAUGACUUUCAUGCUGGUCCAAGAGUCAUGAAGGAAUCUUUCAGAGGUUUAGAUGUGGACGACAUCGACUUGAUACGGAUUGCUUUAAUUGGACCCGCAGCUUCUGGGAAAACUAGCUUUGUAGGGACUCUACAGCGAGCAAUUGGAGAGACUCAGAGUUCCUUCGAACAAGGAACUGGAAGAGAGGGUACUAUUCUUCUUGAAGAAUGCUACGUGCAGAAAGGCAUUCGGUUGAUCGAUACCAGAGGAUUCCUUGAGGCCAAUGAAGAAAUUGUCGAUGAAUGUCUCGAAAUAGUGUCAGGAAGAAUUCGACCAGGAGAAGAAAUUUCGAGGGAUUAUGACGACAAUAAGGAAGGAAAACCAGGAAACUCAGCGGCCACAAGAACUCCAUCACUUGCUAGAUGUGCACACGCUGUGAUUUUCGUUGUGAAGGCGAACGAUCCGUGUUUAUCUGACGGAAAGUACAGAAAAAUAUUUCGUGCGAUCAAAGGGAACCUUCGGCAAGAUGGUUAUGCUCCCGUAACUGUGAUCACCUUCCUGGAUGAACUUAAAACUGAGGAGCAUAAGGAGGAAGCUUCUGACCUGGCAUCUGCGGUAACCGGUAGUUCCAGCGAGAGGACCUAUUUCAUUGCAAAUUAUACGCACGAGAAUGCUAAGCAGUCCAAUGAGGUAGAUCUUCUGGCUCUUGAAAUUCUGGACUCCGUGUUACUUUUGGCAGAGAAGUUCAUAUUGGUUCGGAAGCAGCGUGAAAAAAAUGAAAUGGACAGAGAAGUUAUGGCUAAAGCAGGAGCUUUCAGUUUUGGGGAGAGCCUGGAACAAUUUUUUACCCGCCUAAAGAAUAAGUACCAUUGGACUGACCAAGGAAGACUGGAGGCUUUAAGGAAGGAAUUGCGAAGAAGAAGGAUUACCACUGUAAGAACUCUCAGAGCGAUAUGGGACGACAUUAAUUCAGAAUUGCCGCUAUCGAUUGGAAUUAAGAAAACCUUGGAGAAAGAGUUCAAACGAAUGUAAAGUGGAGAGAGUGGUUUUGCCGGAUAGACUUUCUGGAUUGAAGCCUUCUGGGUUUUAUUUUGGCCCCGUCACACAACAAACCAAGAGAAGAAAGGUAUUAUAGUUUACAGCUUGGAGUCCACCCGGGAGAUCGUUAUUUGCUGUGUAAUGGUAGGCUUAUCAGUCAUGUUGUGGCUACCAGUGAUGUUUGUCAUAACGUCGAAUUGCGUUCUCCAAGAGGCAGUUUGUGGUCCUGUGCUCCAUAUUCUGAGGAACAUUUAGUCUCCUCCCAAGUGUUUCAAGUGUGCUAUUCCAUAGU